Molecule: messenger RNA, 1519 nt
Organism: Verruconis gallopava
Lineage: Eukaryota; Fungi; Ascomycota; Dothideomycetes; Venturiales; Sympoventuriaceae
Exons: 4
Coding region: 166-1197 (343 amino acids)
Source: RefSeq, a predicted model, not a curated record
GCCACGCUAACGUGCAGACUAUUGCUAGCCGUUGCGUUAAGACCGUGGGCGACUGCACCUAGGUGCUGACUUCUUAACGCAUCCACAUCUCUACUUGUACGUUCUCCAUUUCAGUGCACUCUCUUUGUCGCCUAGAUUCGAGCUCGCCCGAGGUGGGCACCCAGAAUGUCUGGAGGACGUGGCAGAAUUCUCGAUGGUGUGACGAUCACCUUCCUCGUCCUGACGUGGAUUGUGGUGCCGCUUCGAGUCUACACCAGAACCUUGAUUAGAAAGAGUUUUGGAUGGGAUGAUGUAUUCGCAGUAUUGGCUUUUUGCGUUAACAAUGGCUUGUCCGCGUGGGCGAUGUAUGGCACGCAUUAUGGUGUUGGACAACAUAUAACCGACUUGCCUCCAUCGAGGGUUGCAGGUGCAUUAAAGGGAUAUUAUGUCUCUGAGCUUCUAUAUGUCACGACGACUUGUCUCAUCAAGGUCUCGUUCAGCUUGAUGUUGUUGCGCAUUACUGAUAAGCGCUGGAUUAGCUGGGGCGUCUGGAUUGUUAUUGCAAUCACAGUCGGUUUCUCAGUUUUCUACUUCUUCUUUAUUAUGUUUGCGUGCGAGCCUAUUCAAUUUUUCUGGACAAAAGCACUCGGGGUCACUGAUGGGCGCUGCCGAGAUCCAGUGGCGAUGACCAGAGCAACUUAUGCCCAUGGCGCUGUCAUGACGUUCGGUGAUAUCACACUUGCAAUUCUUCCUCUCUUCGUGGUUCGAAGCUUGCAGAUGUCGCAGAGGCAAAAGAUCUCGGUAUUCAGUCUUCUUGCGCUGGGCUCGGUAACAUGCGUUGCUACAAUCGCCCGUUUACCAGAGGUGCAUAACUUGGCCAACGCCGACUUUACGUACGACAAUCUGGUGAUAGCCGUUUGGUCUAUCGUGGAGGCCAACGUUGCAAUUAUCGCUACUUCAAUCGCUACUUUACGACCCCUGCUAACAAAACUGGGUGUGAUGGACUCAACAGUCGCUUCUUCGCAUAAUCAAAGUACUCAAAGGAGCUAUAGAAUGCGCAACAUUCAUAAAGGAGUUGAAGCUAGCAUUAGUGAAGAAGACCGGCUUUACGACCAAUACUAUCCUGGUCGAACCAUGCCACCACAGUCGAAAUCAUACAGAAUGAUGGGAAUAGGAUAUCCCAAAGAUUCCGUGAAAGUCCCUUCAACAGCAUCUUGAAAGGGUACGUUUCUCCGGAGCUUGGGUCUAGAUGUGCUGGGGAACGUGAUAUAGUUUUCGGUGUAAUGAGGCGGUAUCUUUGAAACUUGACUUCAGCUGCUAGGGCAAACUAUGAUAUGCUGAGGCCAUAUCAUUAGCCAAUUUCAUAUCCUUGGUCGAAAUGCUGGAGGUGGAGGUGGCAAGAGGAAAAAACAAUUGCACAGAAUUUGGACUUCGCGUGAAACCGAACUAUACGACGAACAUGUUUAGAUCGUGCGGCACAGGCCUGCUGCACCAUGACAUUUAGAACGGAGAUAAAUAAAUGAAUUAAUUCAUGUUAACU